AUGGCGGUGGAGGUGGAGGACACGGGGGAGGCCACGGAGGUGGCGGUGGUGGACACGGGGGCGGAUAUGGUGGACAUGGUGGAGGUCACGGAGGUGGCGGUGGAGGACACGGGGGAGGCCACGGAGGUGGCGGUGGAGGACACGGGGGAGGCCACGGAGGAGGCGGUGGAGGACACGGGGGUGGAUACGGUGGACACAGCGGAGGCCACGGAGGUGGCGGUGGAGGACACGGGGGUGGCCACGGAGGAGGCGGUGGAGGACACGGGGGUGGAUACGGUGGACAUGGCGGAGGCCACGGAGGUGGCGGUGGAGGACACGGCGGAGGCCACGGGGGUGGCGGUGGAGGACACGGGGGUGGAUACGGGAGGUGGCGGUGGAGGACACGGGGGUGGUGGACACGGUGGUGGCGGUGGACAUGGGGGCGGUGGACACGCGCACUCUUUCCACCAUUUCUCCGGGCCUGUAGUGGGUGGCCACCAAGAGGUCAGCUGGAAGGAUAAACACGGACAUUAUGAUCACGAUUAUAAAGCGUAUCCUAAAUACCACUACGCGUACGGUGUAGAAGACAGCCACACGAAAGACUAUCACGGACAGAAGGAGCACCGCGACGGGAAGGAAGUCGACGGGGAGUAUCAUCUUCACGAGCCUGGCGGUAACGUGAGAAGCGUCAAGUAUCAUUCUCAUCCUCACGGUGGAUUUUUCGCCGAAGUUCAUAAUUAUGGCGGAAACGAUCACUCCGGAGGCGGACACGGAGGACACAAGCAUAGAUGAGAGCCCUGUCAUCCCACGACUCAUUCACUAAAAAUACGAUCCUUGUUAUCUAUUGUUAUACUCUUGUCACACGUUUUUGUUUCUCAACAUUUACUACUUGUUAUCGUUUGUCAAUUAUUAAGCACAGAAUAUAAUAAAUCAGUACAUUGAAUUUGAUUUGCAGUUGUUUAAUGCAAAUUCCAAACGAAGAAUAAUAGAAUGACCUAACCCUUCAAUUUUGAUGAUGUUUCAUCAGAGGUAGAGAAUAUCAAGACGCGUAGUUCAAAGUGCUUGUAACAGCAUUACGUUUGCAAGAAGCAAGAAGCAGGAUCGAUCGCGUUG
Molecule: messenger RNA, 1092 nt
Organism: Osmia lignaria (orchard mason bee)
Lineage: Eukaryota; Metazoa; Arthropoda; Insecta; Hymenoptera; Megachilidae
Source: RefSeq, a predicted model, not a curated record